Molecule: messenger RNA, 375 nt
Organism: Penicillium canescens
Lineage: Eukaryota; Fungi; Ascomycota; Eurotiomycetes; Eurotiales; Aspergillaceae
Exons: 1
Coding region: 1-375 (124 amino acids)
Source: RefSeq, a predicted model, not a curated record
AUGGAUGAGACGAGUUGCAGAGUUGACAAGGCAUUCGUUUGUCUGACGGCGCUGGUUCAACUUCCUUGUCCUCCGUACAGGCAAAUUACUGCCCUAUAUUGGGAUGUCAUUGGCAAACAGCCCUAUCCUGUCAUCCUAAACCUUGAUCGCCUGGAUCUCCAGCCCGGCAACAUCGAUCGUAUCACAACCAAGAUGCUCCUGGCAAAAAAGCCCCAUCAAAGUAUGAAGGAUCCUGACCUUGCCGGCAUAGAUGGCAAGGCAACGUGUCAGCCAAACAAGGGACUCGCCGGAAGCCAGGAUGUCCCAUUGGCUCGCCGUCUUCAAACUCUGGACAUGAAGCUUGUCAGGUGGGCAACAUGCUUUGGAUGGCGUUGA